Molecule: messenger RNA, 1764 nt
Organism: Pseudomassariella vexata
Lineage: Eukaryota; Fungi; Ascomycota; Sordariomycetes; Amphisphaeriales; Pseudomassariaceae
Exons: 3
Coding region: 1-1764 (587 amino acids)
Source: RefSeq, a predicted model, not a curated record
AUGGAUCACUUCAAUGCCACCGUCUGCAAUGGGGCCAUGAUCUCAACUCGGAGAGGGUUUCAAGUGACCAAGCAGAAACACAAGGGGACCGCAUUUGUAAACUCUUCAGUGCAAGACCACGCGUCAAAGAAACCCCGAGCGAGGGCUGGCUUUUCCCUUCCUGUCGCUACAACGCUCACCUUUAUCAACAACGAAGAGGAUGAAAAGAAAUACACGCAGCCCAAGAGGAGGUCCAGGGGUUCGAAAGAUGCCGAAAGAGCAUCUAGGCUCAAGCCGGCGAGUAUGAGGAAGCGGAGGACUUCUUCGGAAUCAUCAGGCAACCACCCAAUCCGAGAAUCGUGCCAGCGGUUCGGUCUGGAGGAAAACUACGAGGAAUUGGGAUCGCUGCCAGCCUGGGCUUCGUAUAAGCUCCCCAAGAAUCUCCGGGAUUCGAGCAAAAGGUUGUUGUUCAUGACACUUGCAUUUGUCCCCGACAAAGCGUCCCCAUUCAAGGAGUACGGCAUGUUAACAUACAACCCGUUAAAAUUCUCCGAUCGGGAUAUAUGGCUGGUCCAGGACCCUACCAUUCUCCAUAGUGCCAUUGCUCUGGGCGCCCUGUUUGAUGCCAUCAGAUCAGGAAAGAAGGACUCGCCCGGGCUGACAUCACUUACCUCGCAAUUGUGCUCCAUCAUCAACCGAAGGCUGAACCAAAAAGAGCAAAGCGGUUUGGCACGGGAAAUUACCAUGCAUGCUGUUGCAGCUCUAGCAAUAAUUGCUGGCUACCAGGGAAAACACGACCAUUGGUAUGUGCAUAUGAAAGGGCUCGUACAUUUGAUUGACCUUGUUGGGGGCCAAGAGAAACUAGACGUCAGGACCUUAGGCGCGAUACGAAAGGCAGACUUGGCUGGAGCCGUCUCAGCUGCAACUAGGCCUUGCGUAUCGUGCGUGAAGCCCCGACUUGACCUCCGGUCUGUACUUCCCGAAGCACACCAGGAGAGAAAUUCACGUGCUGUACAGCGCCUCCUCAAUGCAUGCCAUAUUGACACAGAAAUUGUCGAGACGAUAGCAAGCGUGGCUGGUUUCAACGAUUGUCUGGAUUAUUGCAAAAAGAAAGAGGGCACCAAGUCAAAGUUCGAGCCUGAUGCUCUCAUGGAGUAUUUCUUCUUCCUGAAAUACCAACUACUCUCUAAACCAGAGGCACUACGAGAUUUCGACGAAGUCAUCACACCGAAGAUGAGCCGCAAAUUCCCCUUGAGCGCGCAGGAUUUCCCGACCCCAGUUUCAAUGGACCUCUCAGUUGACGCGUAUUCCAAAGCAAUUGAAUCUGCGAUGCGAAUUCUGACGAUAUUAUACCUGCGAGAACCGACGCUAGACCUUCCUUGUGGAGAGACAGUGCUACUAGAUCUUUUGACCCGACACAUGACAAUAAUUCUGACGAGCCGAAGAGGACCACAGCCAGAGAACUCGAUGAUUGACCCUUCUUUAUUGGAAGACUCUACUCCGACACAGAGUGCGACACUAAUAUGGAUGUGCAUCGCCGGAGACUGCUUCUCAACGUCAAAAAUGGCGACUUCAGUAGAUCACUCGGACAAGAUGGGCCAGCCAAGCAUUUACAAGCAGCUCCUCAUUGAGGUGCUAGGACCCCAUGCCUCAGCGAACCCGGAACUUGUAUCUCAAGAGGACUUGGAGCUAUGCAGAUUUUUGGAUUUGAGAUAUGUUCGAGGCACUCAGUGGAGUGAACGAAGCGCGAUGAGACACAUUCUAGGUGUGAUCAAAGUCGAGUAA